This is a messenger RNA of Neoarius graeffei (lesser salmon catfish), 2178 nucleotides long. RefSeq lists its product as uncharacterized. The transcript has 2 exons. The record is from RefSeq and is a predicted model, not a curated record. Lineage: Eukaryota; Metazoa; Chordata; Actinopteri; Siluriformes; Ariidae. Bases 106 to 1704 code for a protein of 532 amino acids.
AACACUGGACCACGCUACAUUUUCAUUCAUCCCUGGACAUCUGACCACUACCCUGUCAUUCCCUCAAAAGGUACUGCAGACAUUUAUUUCUUUAGGGGAGAGAACAUGGCUUCUUAUUGGUCAAAAAGAAGACGUGUUGUGACAGCUACUGAAAUGUCAGAAAGGCAGAUUCUGUCCGAUUUUGAGUCAGCUCUGGGUAAUCCUGCUGCUCAAGUCUCUCCUUCAAUUGCAUCACCCAGGCCUGCAUCAUCAAUGGGUUUAGAUGAGGAUGGUGGGGAUUCUGUUGAGUUGGGAGGGUGCAGUGAUGCAGAGUCUGACAGCAGUAGCAUGUCUUCAGAGGGUGACAGUGACAGUCAUAUUGAUGGUGACUCUUUUGAAGAGUCAGGGCUUCACCAAAAAUUAAAACACUGGGCUGCAUCAUUCUCUGUGCCUUUGAUUGCUAUUACUGCUCUGUUGACCGUUUUGAGAACAAGCCACCCUGAACUGCCCAAGGAUGCUAGGACCUUAUUGGGCACUAAGCCUGCAGUACCAUUACAGACCGUAGGUAAUGGGGAAUACUUCUAUUUUGGCUUGGCAAAGGGAAUUUUGUCCAAAUUAAGCACCAUCUAUUUACCAGAUGUUAUUCAAACAAUAAGAGUUCAAUUUAACAUCGAUGGUCUCCCUAUUUUCAAAAGCACCAGGCUUCAGUUUUGGCCUAUUUUGGCACUGAUUGAUUGCGAUUACACCAGAACACCGUUUUUAGUUGGCAUCUUUUGUGGCCCUGGAAAACCCUCCAAUGUGUUUGAUUAUCUGAUGCAGUUUGUUAAAGACCUCUCUGAUCUGCUUUGCAAUGGGGUAACAUUUGGAGGUAGAAAGCUGAGGGUGGCCAUUUCAUCCUUCAUUUGUGAUGCUCCUGCUCGAGCAUUUGUAAAACAAAUUAAAUGCCAUAAUGGGUACUCCGGAUGCGAUAAAUGCCAUCAGACUGGUAUUUGGCAGAAAAAAAUGACGUAUCCUGAGACUGAUGUUAGGCUAAGGUCAGACGAGGAGUUUGAAAAUAUGGUAGAUAAACUUUUUUUUAUGAAAAAGUUGAUACAUUUUUGGAUGAGGGGGAAAAACUCUACAAGGCAGCCUACAAGAGCCAUUAAAGCCAUCUCCGAAAAGUUAAUACAGCUUCGUCCCUAUACUCCAGCUGAAUUUGCACGGAAACCCCGUGAACUCGCCAAAAUUGAUAGGUGGAAAGCGGCAGAGUUGCGCCAAUUUAUGAUUUACAGUGGGCCAUUAGUUCUGAGGGACAUUCUUCCACAAGAUCUCUAUGAAAACUUCAUGUUGUUUUCUGUGGCCAUGUUUUUGCUACUCACACCAAACAUUUCUGAAAGUAUGGUUUGUUUUUCCGAAAAAUUGUUAAUGGCUUUUGUAAAGCAUUUUGGAGAGGUGUAUGGUAAAGACGAGAUUGUGUUUAGCGUACAUCAAACAAUACAUCUGACACAUGAGUACCGCCAGUAUGGUUCCCUAGACAACAUCUCAUCCUUUCCUUACGAGAAUUAUUUGGGUAAACUAAAAAAAAAAAAUGCUACGCAAGCCAUCUCAACCUUUACAACAGGUUGUCAAACGCCUUUCAGAGGAGCCAGUUCGUUUAUUUCCACCACCACCUACACAACCAUAGUUGUUACACCCACACCAGGAGGGCCCAUUACCCCAACACUUAAGUUCUGGCCAGCAAUUUAAAAAAGUGCAUUUCAAUGAUUUCUGUUUUUCUUCAAAGCAGGGCGAUGAUUGCCUAGUGAUUAAAAAUGAAAUUGUAAUGGUGAAAAACAUAAUUAAACAUGGCGACUCUGUCUUUGUGGUUUACAUGAAAUUCAAGAGGAGGGAGUCAUAUUUCCACUAUCCUUGCCCCUCCACAAGCAUUGGCUGCUACAGAGUAUUUGGCAUAGACAGCUGCCUUAACGUUGACCGGCUUGAGGUUGUCCAGGGCAAAUGUGUGUUGUUCCCAGAUGGAGAGACCUUUGUGGCAAUCCCUCUUCGUCACCAUUCGUAAACCUAUAUGGGAAGAAAAAAAAAAAUCACAAAAAAACCCCCACACACACAAAGAAACACAUCUUUACUUAUGCAUUAGAAGGAAUCUGGACAGUUGGAGUACUCCAGCUGGAUGGCAGGCACUAACUAUCCUUUCCAUGGAGUACUUUUUUUUUUAUUAUAGAU